Molecule: messenger RNA, 651 nt
Organism: Striga hermonthica
Lineage: Eukaryota; Viridiplantae; Streptophyta; Magnoliopsida; Lamiales; Orobanchaceae
Source: the annotation of a GenBank genome assembly
AUGACCUGCAGCGCUUCUUCCUGCACACCAAGCGCAUCCACUGAUCGCCAGAGACUCGUGAAUAACUCACGCGUCAGGUCACUACGAUCCUCGUGUUUGGGCAACCUCAGCAACAAGAUGUCAGGCAUCUGUGCAUGCUCGUUCAGCCUCGAUGGUCGUUUGUGGAUUAAACGAAUCCAGUCGGGUGGGUCCCUCUACGCCUUCGAGUACGGGGUAACUCCCUCAACAUUCCUCGCCAAAAUCCAUGGCAGCACGUGCACCACCGCACCCUCCGACUCGCCCGGGUCCGCCAUCCACCGAGCCAUGUAUUUGCUCAGCAAUGGCUUUGGGAAUUAUGACGUGUUCCUUAACAACUGUGAGGGUUUCGCCCUCUACUGCAUGACGGGCCUACUGACAGUUGACAGAGCCGGGGUGGGGAGGAGCGGGCAGGCUUCGUCUGUGAUCGGGGCCCCGCUGGCCGCCCUGCUCUCGUCCCCACUCAAGCUGCUGAUGUCGGGCCCAGUUGGGGUGGCGGCAGCCACAGCGGGUGUGUACUGUGCCAGCCGCUACGCAACCGAUAUUGGGGUGUGGAAAAACAUGGUGAAGGUGGCGGUGGAGGACCUGGCUGUGAACCUUGGGUUGGGAGACGAUGGCUUGAUCACCGUGGAUUAG